Molecule: messenger RNA, 3521 nt
Organism: Chlamydomonas reinhardtii
Lineage: Eukaryota; Viridiplantae; Chlorophyta; Chlorophyceae; Chlamydomonadales; Chlamydomonadaceae
Exons: 15
Coding region: 199-2643 (814 amino acids)
Biological process (GO): carbohydrate metabolic process
Molecular function (GO): hydrolase activity, hydrolyzing O-glycosyl compounds
Source: RefSeq, a predicted model, not a curated record
AUCACUUGUUAUGGUCAUCUGCGAGUCAAAUAGAAUUGUUUUGCUACACAGUUUGUCAGCAUUCACUUGCGGAACGACAAGCCGUUGGCACUUGAGUGAAAGAGCCAGUUUCUUUGCGUCCACAAGUCGCUUCAAGCUUUAUACUUGUUCCUGUCUACUGAACACCCGGUAAUUCCCCGAACGUAGGCGCUGCGCAAAAUGCUAGCCAGUUUAGUCGUCCUGACGCUACUUGCGGCAGCAACACCAUUCGUGAUAGAAGCUCAGGUCAAGCACAACUAUGGAAAUCUGCUGGAUAUGAGCUUCAGGUUCUAUGAGGCUCAGAUGUCUGGCAACGUGCCUUCCUGGUCGCGUGCCUCCCAGGCGGUCGGCGGCUGGCGCAACAAGAGCCACGCCCUCGAUGGCACUGGCCCAGGCGGAGUGAACCUGGACCUGUCAGGCGGCUGGUAUGACGCGGGAGAUCAUCUGAAGCUACAUCUGCCUCUGGGCGUGUCGGUGAGCCUUCUGUCGUACGGCGCCCUCACCUUCGAGGCCGCCUACCGCGCCGCGGGCCAGUGGGACAUCGCCGUGCGCAACCUGGACUGGGCGGCCUCCUACAUCGCCAAGUGCCACACACAGGCCAGCGACACACCCGCCUACAACAAGUUCGUGGCCCAGAUUGGCGAUGUGGCCACGGACCACAACACCUGGUGGGGCCGGCCGGAGCAGCAGCCCGAGGGCGGUGCCCAGGGCUCUGCGGGCUAUCGCCCCGUGUGGCUCAUCACCACCGCCAACGGCAAGGGCGCUGACAUCGUGGCGGAGGCGGUGGCGUCGCUGGCCAGUGUUUCGCUGCUCCUGAAGCGCCCCGGCGCCUACUCCAACACCACCAAGGCCGCGUCGUUCCUCGCGCGCGCCAAGCAACUCUUUGAGUUCGCCAAGACCCUCAACUCCGGCGUGUGGGCGCCGCCUGAGGGGCAGAACGCCUACACCAGCUCCAGCUGGAAUGACGACAUGGCCUGGGCGGCCGCGUGGCUGUGCAGGGCCGACGUGGACGCCGGCGCCUCCGCCGCGACCAGCUCGGCGUGCAGCGUUGCGGUGUCUUACUGGAAGCCCUUCAUCGGCAACGCCAACGUCUAUGGGGACGUGAACUGGGACCGCAUGGCUGGUAUGGCGGCGGUGCUCCUCCGCGAUGUGGGCGCCGGCACCGCCACCGACGUCGCCACAUACAACACCGCCAUCAGCAACAUAAUGAAGAGGUGGCUGAUUCCCUCCACCCAGACUUGCGUCGGCGGCGCCGCACUCCCCUGCUACACCCCCGGCGGGCUGGUGUGGCGCGACGCGUGGGGAAGCAACCGGCACACGGCCAAUGCGGCACUGGUGGCGCUGGCGGCGGCGCGCGGUGACGCCGGCGCGGGUCUGGAGGUUGCCUACAGCACGCGUGUGAAUCGCAACUGCUGGGCGCGAAGCCAGGUCGACUACAUGCUCGGCAGCAACCCGCAGAGCCAGUCAUACGUGGUCGGAUACAAGCCCACGACCUCCCACAAAGCUCCUGAGAAGCCGCACCACCGCAGCAGCAGCUGCGCCACCAACUACGCCUCCCCCUGCACUUGGGCCGCCCUGGACAACACGGACCCCAACCCCAGCGUCUUGCAGGGCGCGCUGGUGGGCGGUCCGGACCGCUACGACGCCUACACCGACAACCGGCGCGACUACGUCAAGAACGAGGUGGCGCUGGACUUCAACGCAGGCUACACGGGAGCGCUGGCGGCCCUGUCCGGCCUGGACGCCGCGAUUACCAAGGCCGGCUGCACCUGGAGCUCCUACUGCUCCAUGGCCUGCACAGUGCCCGACGCUGGCCCCACACCCUCGCCUUCGCCUCCGUCACCGGCCCCACCCUCUCCGGCCCCGCCCUCACCGGUUCCGCCCUCUCCGGUUCCGCCCUCCCCGUCUCCCAAGCCCUCCCCCUCGCCCUCUCCUUCCCCGAAGCCCUCUCCUUCCCCCUCCCCCUCGCCAUCGCCCUCCCCGUCUCCCAAGCCCUCCCCCUCGCCAUCGCCUUCCCCGUCUCCCAAGCCCUCCCCCUCGCCGUCGCCGUCACCGUCGCCAUCGCCCAGCCCCACCACCUCCACCUGCAGCUCGAGUGACUGGGCGUGUGCGGCAUGUGCCAACACCUGGGUCCUGGACCAGAACGCCUGCCGCACCUGCGUCUCCACCUUGCGCGCCAAGGGCUUAGACGCCGGCAAGUGCAUCAACUCGUGUUCCGGCAUCGCCACCGCCGCCCUGCAGACCGUUUGCAUGGGCACCUGCGUCCCCAACUCCGCCGCGAAAGGCGUUGACUGGGCCUGCAACCAGUACUGUGGCACGACGCUGCUGGUGGGCACGGACCCGGCUCGUUCGCAGCAGUGUGGCACCUGCAUCUUGGGCGUGUCCAACCCCUGGGACUGCUCCAACUGCAUCACGGUGACCAGCGGCCUGUCUGAUGCGGCUGCAGCCCGCACUUCCUGCAUGACCUGCCUCACCGCCACCACCAUUGGCGGCUACGCCUGUGGCGAAUGCAACAAGCUCGCCACUGCCAGCGCACGCAGCGCGUGCCAGGCGUGUGUGGCGGGCGGCAAGGGCGUAUGGGAGUGCACCCAGCCGAACGCCGGCCGCCGCCUGCUGCGCGCGUAGUCACCGAAAGCAAGCAACCGACCGUGUUGCCAUACGUCUUGUGCCGGCUUAUCGUUGCGCGUGGAACAAAUUGAUGGUGCCCCUUACAGUGUAUGCGGCAUGUACAGCAACGCAGUGACCUGUGCGCGUAUGCCUAGGCCACAUAAGCAAAAGAGAAAAUCCACCUAGCACUCAGCAGCAUGCCGCUGCUUUACUUCAAGCGCAGGGACUUCACCCUUGCUCUGGCUGAUAAGCUCUGUUGUGUGAGCGGCUGAUACAUACAUACAUCCCCGUCGUUUGCGUGGAUACACGCAUGAAGAGCCCAAGCAUGCCUCUCUGGUAUGCACGUUCCUGUGAUGCCGCUGGAAAUGCGGCGGAGCUUUGCACAUAUGGACUGACUGGAUCGUGUACAGAAACAGGACUGAGUAAGAGCGAAGACUGCAGGAUCAGGCAGGAUUUAAGCAUACCGCAUGCUGAAAGGCAUUGAAAGAUCAGUAGGUUGAGCUAGAUGGUGCCGUACUGGAUGCUGUGUGGUGGGACUGCCGGUCACUGCCGGCAGCAGGCAUGCCGCACAUGUGUGCAACGGGCUGCAAAAGUCCUGCAUCGUUGAUACUGGACAUUCAUUCACUGGUAGUCCGUUUGGCUGCAUAUUCGGGCGAAGGCACUGCGAUGCAGAGCGCUGUGUUUCAGCUGAACCGUGUGAAUAUUGUGACGGUAUCCAUGCCGCUUUGCAUAGGGCGUUGGAACUAUCACCUGCUAGCGUAGACAGCCAAGGCUGUAGGCAGGAUGGACGUUUGGACGUGGCCCCAUGGACUCAUUGAGGCUUUCCCUUCAUGUUGAUUUGGACGGCUAAGUGACCCUGCUGGUUGGCGUGUCCCUUCUUGUAACGUUGUGGUCUC